This is a messenger RNA of Annulohypoxylon truncatum, 348 nucleotides long. RefSeq lists its product as uncharacterized. Lineage: Eukaryota; Fungi; Ascomycota; Sordariomycetes; Xylariales; Hypoxylaceae. The transcript has 2 exons. The record is from RefSeq and is a predicted model, not a curated record. Bases 1 to 348 code for a protein of 115 amino acids.
AUGCCGAGGAGAACUUCACGCGUACAGCUUGAGGAACGGGUGCUGGAAUACGACAGAGAGGCACACCGUAUCACCGUCAAAAGGAUUAGCGAGAUUACGCUAAGUCCUGAUCAAUAUUGGAUUGUCCGUCUCGGUGAUGACUCCGAGCGCUGGGAUAUCUACGCCGACGAAGCCGGGGACAGGAUGUGGGCACAGACGCCAGAAGAAGAGUCACCGAGUACCGGACACUUCGUCAGUCGAUUAGAUCUUCGAAAUAUUGGAACGCGAGGCAGAUUCUAUAGGCGCUGCGGGAAGCUUCAGCUAGUCUAUGUAUUGAAGCCCUUGGGUUACUUGUUCCUGUCUGAUUAA